Molecule: messenger RNA, 1575 nt
Organism: Prorocentrum cordatum
Lineage: Eukaryota; Dinophyceae; Prorocentrales; Prorocentraceae
Source: the annotation of a GenBank genome assembly
CACCGUUCGGAUAAUCGUCGCCGUGAUGGACAUUGCCGCCGUGAUCAUCCUACUAGACAGGCAGAGCGCUGAGCGUUUCGGAAAUAUCCGCCCGUUCCCCCUCAAGCGAUGCCGCUUGCCGCUCUAGACUUCGCGGUCGCGGCUGCUGGCUGCUUGAGCCUUGCAGGCGCGCAGUUGGUUGUGCCCGGCCUGAACGGGCUCAUUCCGAAAUUGCUGCCAGAGCUUGAGUCACGAGGUGCUCCUGUCCUCGAUGUCGUUCAGGAGCCUGGCUCCAGCGGCUUCGUAUUCUUGCAGCGUUACCCCCUCGAGGGCGCCGAGGUGUUGUACCACACAGAGGUGCUCGUGUGCGAUCGGAGCGGGUUUUCCGUGGCGGACCAGGGCUUCCUCGACGAGACCAUCGCCGGGAUGCGGCACUUCGCCCCGCUGAACGAGAGUUGGUGGGAGGGGAAGACAGCACAGUGCACGGAGCUAGGUUACGGGGGCGCUUCCUGCUCCUCCCAGUGCUGCGGCGUCGGCCACGCGGCCAUGCCACUGAACAAGCGCCAGGCAGUCAUCGGCAACGCCGACCUCACGAAGAAGGCCCUGUUCGUCUACGGCAGCGCCGCGUUCGAUGGAGAGGCAGCUUUCCGGCACGCCUGUGGGCACAAGUGUUGGUCCAACUGGGCCGGGACAGACUACAAUCCGCUCAGCAACAAUUGCAACACCUUCACCUCGACGGUGCUCUCGUGCGUCUACGGCCUGAGCCAGAAGAAGCCCCACCUCGGCGUGAGCGACCUCGUCACGGUGCACUGCAGCUGCUCGGGCGGCAGAGUCGCUGCCGUGGAGCACCGCGGCCUGCUCGUGUAGGGAGCAGCGGCCGCCGCGCCGCCCGAGGCGAAGGCCUCUGGGCACCUCUCGGCGCGGGACCGGGUGGGGGGGAGCGCCAACACGAGUUUGGGCGCGUGGAUGCGCGUCGGGCCCCGUGUACAUGCGAGCUCGACGCUCCGCGUCUUCCAGAUCGGGCGGUAUUCGCUGCAUCUCAGCUGCCCUGACACGCCCGUGUUGAAACGCAACACGUGCCGUGCUCAGCACGUCCGUGCCAACACGCUGCGUGCUGGCCGGGCACGUGCUGGUCCACGUGCUGGCGAACGCAAUCGCGUCUGGCCUGCGGCUCCAGUCUGCGUGUUGAUCUCCGCUUCAGCACGCUGCAUGUUGCACGCCGUGUACCGGGGCAGCCGAGAGGUACUUCCUCGGGGCUUCUCCAGCUCAGAGCCCCCGGCCGCCUUCAACACUCGGGGCAAGGAGUGCCACAGGGAUCGGCAGGCGGAGGCCAGUCGGACGCGGCACCGCAGCAGUCUGCGCGCCAUCUCGCUCCGAAGGCCCCAGGCCCCGAGGGCCAAGGCGGGUGUGGUCUUGCUCCGGCCGCCGCUCGACUCGGCGAAGGGAGGCCCAGGCCCGAGUCGAGAGGGAGCAGGUCCGGGACGAGAAGGGAGGAGAGCGGUAGUGUGACAGUUCUGCUUGCUGCAGCGUCUGGCGUACCGCUCUCGGACCACCAGACCAGCACAGACACCGAGGAGACAUAACGCUUUGCGCUGA